AUGAACAGAUCUGCUAACUCGUUAUUUUCAAAUCCAAAUGGCACACAAGUUAAUAGUUAUUUGCCGCCUCCUGAUGCUUUGUCCGAACUGACCUUGUUGUCCGAACUACCUUACUACCCGUUUAAUGAAGCUGAUCCGAUAUUUCAGUUCACAUGUGAUGAGUUGAUUGGUGAUAGAUUUCCCAUAUCAAAGUACCCUUUUGACGGAUUCAUCAACUUUCACUCAUUGAAAAUUUGCAGCUCAAAUGCAAAGCAAAUGUCAAAAUACUUACAGCUAGCUAUGGGGUUCAAAGAAGUAGCUUACAGGGGUUUAGAGAAUGAUUCAAGAUUGGUUGCAUCUCACGUUGUUCAGAAUGGUUCUAUCUUUUUGGAGAUUGUAAACACCUUGGAAACAAUAAAGGAUGAUAAUGUGUUACGAUUCCCCUAUUUUGAAAAGGAUCUUUCCCUUUUCCAAAAGUUUGAUCACGACAUGAGUAGUUAUUUGGAAGAGUUUAAAAUUACUACUGAGGAUUUGGUGUUUGAUUAUGUUAACAACAGGAUAGAGAGUUUGAGUACAAACCCAUUAAAGUCGUUAAGGUUUGGUCGGCACAUGUACAAUACUAUCAUAAAGAGUGGAGGUUACAAAGCAGUCUCUCGGGAGAUUGAAAAGAUUAUUGUUGAUGCCAUCAAUGACUCGGAAUUGAUUUACAAUGACAUAAUGGAGUGCACAUUGAUACAGAAGUUUUUGAAGAACCACGCUGAGGGAGUAAUGGACAUAGCAUUCAAUGUAAAAAGUGCGGAUGCUAUUUUCCAGAAAGCGAUACAGGCAGGUGCUGGAAUCAUCCGAUUACCACGCAUACUUUCGGAUGAAAAUGGAUCAGUUAAGUUGGCCACAGUUACAGUUCCCAACACUGACAUACAGCACACCUUGAUUGAGAAUAUAGACUAUACGGGAACUUUCUUACCGAGGUACUCUGAAUCAAUCAUGGGACUUGCUCAAGGUUACCAAGAGCAAUUGGAUGCGUUACCUGCUGUUCACUUCACUACAAUUGAUCAUUGUGUAGAGAACUAUUCGUGGAAUCAGAUGAUUUCCCAAGCCAAAAUCUACGCCAAUAUGUUUGGGUUUCAUAAAUACUGGUCAGUUGAUGAAAUGGAUGUUUCCACUGGGUUUACUGCUUUAAGAUCCAUUGCGAUGAGUUCGAGUAAUGGUCAGAUAAAAAUGCCCAUUAAUGAGCCAGUCAAGUCUAAAUUCAAAGGUCAAAUUGAAGAGUUUAAUGAUUUUUACGGUGGUCCUGGGGUUCAACACAUUGCAUUACGAACAAAUAAUAUAGUUCAGACGGUGAAGGCGUUAAUUCAAAGAGGAAUCGAAUUCAACCAAGCUAGUAAUCAAUACUACAGAAACUUGCAACAACGUUUGGCAAAGGAUGAUGUUGAAUUGUACGAGGACAUUGCUGAAAUCAUGUCUCUCAAUAUACUAAUCGAUUACGAUCCAACAACCAGAAACAAACGCACAAAGAAAUGUCACUAUAUUUUGCAAAUAUUCUCUCAACCAUUGCAUGACCGACCAACCUUGUUUAUUGAAGUAAUUCAGCGUCACCAUCAUAACGGAUUUGGGAAGGGUACGUUCAAGGGGUUAUUUGAAACCAUCGAACUGCAGCAAAGACUUCGUGGCACUUUUGUCGAGGUAGAGUAA
Lodderomyces parapsilosis is the source of this 1671-nucleotide messenger RNA. RefSeq lists its product as uncharacterized. Gene Ontology annotation, molecular function: 4-hydroxyphenylpyruvate dioxygenase activity. Gene Ontology annotation, biological process: L-tyrosine catabolic process. The transcript has a single exon. NCBI's taxonomy places the organism in Eukaryota, Fungi, Ascomycota, Pichiomycetes, Serinales, Debaryomycetaceae. The record is from RefSeq and is a predicted model, not a curated record. The coding region runs from base 1 to 1671 and encodes 556 amino acids.